AUACCGCCGUUCACGUCACUUCUGGUUCGGUCCAAUAUGGCGCCUACAGCGUCCAUCGUCCUGCUCUUUGCUGAGUGCUGCUGAGGAAGAGACUCCCUGGGGAGGCUACGUGACGUCUGCUGCGCGACCCGCUGACGUCACAUGCACAGAAGGAGAGGGGAGGGGCAGUGAGUUUUGGAAUCGGUUUGACAUCUUGCUGUGUUAACAACAACAAAGCCUGGGAAGGCAUGGGGCUGACGUGAACGGUGAUAGAGUGCGAAGUUCCCUGUGGAAAAACAUUGCUCUCACUUUUGUGGGGCAAGAGAUUUGGAGUGAUGGAAGACGAGCAAGCGCGUUACAGUCGGAGACUGAGACACACGCUCCGUAGAAAAUAUGAAGAUGAUGGCAUUUCAGAUGAGGAAAUUGAGGGCAAGAGAACAUUUGACUUAGAGGAGAAGCUGCGCAGCCCCAAGUACAACUCUAACUUCAUCAUCUACAUGGAUGGCAAAGACUUUAACAUGCGAUACAUUCAGAAGUGUGGACUCAGGGACCCACUUAUAUUCAAAAGCUCUGAAGGGCUCGGCAUCAGAAUGCCAGACCCCAACUUCAGUGUAAAUGAUGUCAAGUUAUUUGUAGGAAGCAAGCGUAUUGUGGAUGUUAUGGACGUUGGCACCCAAAAAGGAAUAGAGAUGACCAUGGCACAGUGGGCAAAAUACUAUGAAACGCCUGAUGAAGAGAGAGAGAAACUGUACAAUGUCAUAAGCCUUGAGUUCAGCCAUACCAAGCUGGAAAACUUGGUUCAAAGGCCAGCCACGGUAGAUCAAAUAGAUUGGGUUGAUAACAUCUGGCCCAGACACUUAAAAGAGCGGCAGACGGAAUCCACAAACUCCAUACAGGAAAUGCAGUACCCCAAAGUACAGAAGUACUGCCUUAUGAGUGUAAGGGGCUGUUACACUGAUUUCCAUGUAGACUUUGGAGGUACUUCUGUAUGGUACCACAUCCUGCGAGGAGGCAAGGUCUUCUGGCUGAUACCACCUACGGACCAGAAUCUGGAAAUGUAUGAGAAUUGGCUGCUUUCUGGGAAGCAAGGGGACAUCUUUCUUGGGGACAGAGUAACAGACUGUCAGCGUGUUGAACUAAAGCAAGGCUACACAUUUGUUAUCCCUUCAGGGUGGAUCCAUGCUGUGUACACUCCUCAGGAUACUUUAGUUUUCGGUGGGAACUUCCUACAUAGUUUCAAUAUCCCAAUGCAACUUCGUAUCUAUAGCAUUGAAGAUAGAACACGGGUUCCCACAAAGUUCCGAUACCCAUUUUAUUAUGAGAUGUGCUGGUACGUAUUGGAACGAUAUGUUUACUGUAUGACCAGAAGAUCUCAUCUCACCAAGGACUACCAGAGGGAGUCGUUAAGUAUAGAUUUGGAGCUAAAUGGUCGAAGAAGACCAGAAACGCCAUCAUCCUCUUCGUCUUCGUCUUCAUCUUCAAAUUCUUCUUCGCCCUCCUCAUCAGAGUAUGAUGACUCAUCAGAUCAGGACUGGGAAGAAGAAGAAGGCUUGAGUAAAAAAGAGAAAGAAAAGAGAAGGGUAGAGCGAGACUUACAGCGGCGGAGAGAACGUGAGCGACGGCAGAGGGAAAGAUCUCGGCAGCGGCAUGAGGAGAGGCUACUCAUGUCCAGGAUUCCUUCUGUGCACAGGCCUCUUACACCACCACCAUCUUUGUCUACUCCACCCUCACCUCCAAAUGCACCACACUGUUUGACAUGGUUUGAGAUUGAAGGUUUACAUUGUCUUGUCAAGAAGCUUGAGUCUCUUCCUCUACACAAGAAGUGCCUUCCUGAUGGCAUUCAUGACCCGGACGCUCUAAUCGCUGACAUCACGAAGCUUCUGGAGGAACACGCGCAUGACCCACCUGAACUUGCUCUCACCGGAGUCCCCAUUGUUCAGUGGCCCAAGAGGCAGCAGUAUAAAGUUCACCUCCGGCCCAAGAUCCAGUUCACCAAACCUCACACCAUGCGCCCCGCAGCCCGUCACGCCACAUCAGCCCCUCGACCGGUGGCCAACAUCUCUGGACAAACCGCCUCCUCUGGCGCAAGGAGGCGACGAGUAAGGUGCCGGAAAUGUCAAGCAUGUCUCCAGAGAGAGUGUGGGACUUGCCACUAUUGCAAGGACAUGAAGAAGUUUGGAGGUCCAGGCAGGAUGAAGCAGUCAUGCAUGCAAAGGCAGUGCCUUGCGCCCAGACUGCCCCACUCAGUCACCUGUGCCAUAUGUGGAGAGGUGGAUCAGACCAGUGACUCCCAGGACUUUGAAAAGAAGCUCAUGGAAUGUUCGGUGUGCAAUGAGAUUGUCCAUCCUGGGUGCCUAGAGAUGGAUGGCGAAGGCUUGCUGAGUGACGAGCUUCCCAACUACUGGGAAUGCCCCAAAUGUAAUGAACAGAAGAAGCACACGGUGAGCACAGAUCAGGAAAAAGUCUUGCUGCACAAUAAACGAAAAGCUCUAGAUAACUGUGAUCUGGACCCCCACUUAUCAGCCAAAGUUUUACGGCCUCCUUUGGGGCAGAGUCCUCCAUCACCGCCACUUCUCCUUCUGCCUCCUUCCCCAACGUCUGGUCCCCCAACACCGCCAGCAACCACACCACAGGCAACCCAUGCCAGCAGAGAAGAAAGAGCUAAGAGACGUCAACUAACCCGAGAAAAAGAAAACCAUCCCAGUGGACAGUCAGAGGCUGAUCGUAUUUGGCAUCGGGGCUCCUACCUCACCGUUACCCUCCAGAGACCCCCAAAAGAGCUCAGUUCCUCUUCUAUUGUCCCCAAACUGCAAGCCAUUACACCAUAUCCCCGCCAUUCUCUUCGCCCACCUCCUCCCCAGCCACCAAAUGAGGAUGAAGAUGAGGAGGAUGAUGAGGAUGACUAUGAGGAUGAUGAUGAUGAAGAUGAAGCUGAGAAUGGACUGAUAGCUGGGCAGCGAAAAGAUGAUCUGUCCAUGCAAAAGGAUGUGUGGUUGUCUGUCUUCCAGUACCUAACGCGAAAAGAGCUAUGUGUUUGUAUGAGAGUCUGCAAGGCCUGGUACAAAUGGGGUUGUGAUAAGCGCCUUUGGUCCAGGAUUGAUAUGAGUCGCUGCAAGUCUCUGAUGCCACAGGCACUAAGUGGCAUCAUUAAAAGGCAGCCUGUGCAGCUUGACCUCAGUUGGACAAAUGUUUCUAAGAAACAGCUCAUGUGGUUGGUGAACAGGUUGCCAGGGUUGAAAGAACUUAUCCUUGCUGGUUGCUCAUGGUCUGCAGUCUCUGCUCUCAGCAGCUCCAGCUGUCCGCUCCUCAGAACGCUGGAUUUACGCUGGGGUGUGGGAAUCAAAGAUUCACAGAUAAGAGAUCUGCUCACACCACCCUCUGAGAAGCCAGGACUCGACUCUCGCAGCAAGCUCCGCUUCUUGACAGAUCUGCGGCUUUCUGGCCUGGACAUUUCCGAUGUCACGCUACGGCUCAUCAUACGGCAUUGUCCUCUCUUGUCUAAGCUAGACCUCAGCCACUGCCCAUUGUUGACGGAUCAGUCUGUCAACCUACUUACAGCUGUUGGAUCAUCUACACGGGUUUCUCUCUCACACAUCCACUUAGCAGGUUGUAAAGGAGUAACUGAUGAGUCCUUAUUGUACUUGCGGCGAGCCUCCAACCUGACUCUUAUUGAUCUUCGAGGUUGCAAACAAGUGACACGGGGAGCAUGUGAGGGGUUCAUCUCGGACCUGUCUGUGAGCACCUUGUACUGUCUGUCAGAUGAAAACCUUAUCCAAAGGAUUAGCUAGGACUAGGUGUGUGCUAGAGUUUUGGUGCAGGGAGAUACCAUGCUGUUGGAGGAUGCACAAUAUCAAACCACCACCUCCUCGUUGGGUCUCUCCAGCCCCCUAAUCUCCCUCUCAUCCUGACUCAAACAAGGAGCAAUAAUUGGCGAUUUAAGAUCCACUCUCAUAUGCCUGUGGUGGGGCAAUCGCUUGGUGCAAAGAAGUGGGCUAUAUCUGAAACGGGUAUUAAAACGGCUUUGGAAGCCUUGAUGGUUUCGGUCACUUCUAGGGCUGAAUUCAAGACGUCUAGGACCGGAUCUCCAUUGUCACAGAGCAAAGAGACUUUUUUUUUUUGUUUUUUUGAAAAAAAAUAAAUAAAUAUUAUUAUUUUUUUGCCUCCUUAGCACAGGAUAGCUCUCCACCAGACAGGUUAAUGGAGAACCCACUGAGGAGUGAGCGGGCAGCUCAGACUUUUGUUUUUCUCCAUCUGGUUUUUGACCAUAUUUUUCUUUUAACAUUUGACCCCCUGUUAAGCAUUAAAACUGUGAGAGAGGUUUAUUUCUGUGGGUGCUUGGGUUGUGAAUAGGAGAGAGGGCAGGCUGCUUCUUGGUAAAUAGUAAGAGGUAAUAUUAUAUAUUUUUCUUUUUUAACUUAAGAGUUUGGUUUGUUGCUUUCUUUUUUUUUUUUUUUUUUUUUUUUUGUGCCCAAUUCCUCUCUCUAGAGAACUUAGAUGCAGAAGUGCACUCAUGAUUGCAUUAGUUCUACACACACUGGGCAGCCAUUUGUGCAUAUAUAGAGAAAUAUAUAUAAAUAUAUACAGAAGCUGGUGUGCGCAUACACAUUGAGCAAGUAUGCGCCGGCGACUCCCUUUCCCAGCCUGGGACUAGGUUGUAUAAAAGAGCCUGGAUAAUAUUUUUCUGUGUGGGAGCGGUCUCGCUUUCCCUUUGUUUCUUUUGCAAUAAAAAAAAAAAAAGUCUUAAA
Bufo gargarizans (Asiatic toad) is the source of this 4724-nucleotide messenger RNA. It is a transcript of the gene KDM2A, whose product is annotated as lysine demethylase 2A. The transcript is spliced from 22 exons. Gene Ontology annotation, biological process: regulation of transcription by RNA polymerase II; protein demethylation. Gene Ontology annotation, molecular function: transcription coregulator activity; DNA binding; protein binding. Lineage: Eukaryota; Metazoa; Chordata; Amphibia; Anura; Bufonidae. The record is from RefSeq and is a predicted model, not a curated record. The coding region runs from base 315 to 3767 and encodes 1150 amino acids.